This is a messenger RNA of Rhinichthys klamathensis goyatoka, 1758 nucleotides long. RefSeq names its product lysocardiolipin acyltransferase 1 (gene lclat1). Gene Ontology annotation, cellular component: endomembrane system. The transcript is spliced from 6 exons. Bases 139 to 1275 code for a protein of 378 amino acids. The record is from RefSeq and is a predicted model, not a curated record. Lineage: Eukaryota; Metazoa; Chordata; Actinopteri; Cypriniformes; Leuciscidae. Gene Ontology annotation, molecular function: acyltransferase activity.
CUGUGUUUACUGUGUUUACUGUGUUUGAUCUGAUCUGAACUGAAGAACUGUGGAUGCUGUGCUUUACUGAAAGGGAUGAAUGUCUUCACGGCUGAUAUUUACGAACACAGUCACUCCUGCAAACGUUAAGCGCUGAAGAUGAUGCCGCUGUCCGCCAGAGGCCUGUGUUUCCUCCUCACGCUGUUCCUGGGCAGCUUCUUCGGGAGUGUGUUCCUGCUGGGUCCGGUUCUGCCGCUCAUGCUGGUGUCGCCGGCCUGGUACCGCUGGAUCACGGACCGCAUCGUGGCCACAUGGCUCACGCUCCCCGUGGCGCUGCUGGAGCUGGUGUUCGGGGUGAAGGUGGUCAUCACGGGCGACGGCUUCGUUCCCGGCGAGCGCAGCGUCAUCAUCAUGAACCACCGCACGCGUCUGGACUGGAUGUUCCUGUGGUGUUGUCUCCUGCGCUUCAGUUUCCUGCGUCUGGAGAAGAUCUGCCUCAAGGCCGCGCUCAAGGCCGUGCCCGGCUUCGGCUGGGCGAUGCAAGUGGCCUCCUUCAUCUUCAUCCACCGCCGCUGGGAGGAAGAUCGCACACACAUGUCCAACAUGCUUCAGUAUUUCUGCCACAUCAAGGAGCCGCUGCAGCUCCUGCUGUUCCCCGAAGGCACCGACCUCACCGAAAACACUCGAGCCAGGAGUGACGAGUUUGCAGAGAAGAACGGUCUUCCGAAGUACGAGUUCGUUCUUCAUCCUCGUACCACCGGCUUCACCUUCAUCGUUGACACGCUGCGGAAAGGAGAUAACCUGGACGCGGUCCACGAUAUAACGGUGGCGUAUCCACAGAACAUCCCUCAGACUGAGCGGCACCUGGUUCUGGGUCUGUUUCCCCGGGAGAUCCACUUCCACGUGCGGCGCUACGGUGUGUCGGUUCUGCCCAGAUGUGCACCGGAUCUGCAGCUGUGGUGUCAGGAGCGCUGGCGGGAGAAGGAGAACCGGCUCAGCGAGUUCUACCGGGCCGACCCGCGCCGCUUCGACGAGCCCGAGGCCCGCGUGCCGCCCUGUAAGAGCCAACUCAGGGUGUCCCUCAUCAAAGCCGGGUCGCUGGUGUUCUGGACCGGCUUCAUCAGCGCCUCCUGCCUCGGCCUGUGGCUCUGGGCUCCCUUACGCAUCUACUUCCUGCUCAUGGUGAUCUUCUUCCUGGGUCAGCAGAGGGUCACGGGGGGGGUGGAGCUGAUGGAGCUAGCGUGUCACCGCUACUGGAGCUCGCAGGGAGGAGGAGUGGAGGAGAAGGAGGAGUGAGGAGAGGCUGGUGUGUGUGUUAGCGUGUUAGCGAUCGGCCACAGCGCCUCCUGCUGGCGAGAGGACGAAGCGCAGCUCCUAAUGUGAGACUCGCACAGAGGGAUUCCACUCAUUCUCUGACAUUAUAAACGCAUCAUGCGAGCGCUGGCUGUACAUUUAUCACUGUGCGAACGAAUGUCAUGCCUGUGGAAGCUUGUUCCAUCAUGGAGUUAAAAAAAGGUAAUUGCAACUUUUUCUCUCAGAAAAAGAACACUCAGAAUUGUGAGAUUUGCAAUUUGUGAGAAAAAAGUUGCAAUUACCUUUAUCCUGUGGUGAAAGCAAGAUGACAGAAUUGAGAGACAAAGUCAAAAUUGCAAAAUGUAAACGCAAUUCUGAAAAAAAAAUGUUGCAAGAUAUAAAUGCGCAGUUGUGAGAGAGAAAAAAUCGCGAUUAUCGUUGUUAUUUUUUAUUCAGUGGCAGAAACAAGCUUCCAUACGUACCUGA